Messenger RNA from Rubroshorea leprosula, 3321 nucleotides. Lineage: Eukaryota; Viridiplantae; Streptophyta; Magnoliopsida; Malvales; Dipterocarpaceae. The record is from the annotation of a GenBank genome assembly.
UCUUCUCCCUUCAUUUUGCCUUCCUUCCCUUCACUCCGUUUAGGUACUCUGCUUCUUUCUUCUUCCUGUAGCUUUAGCCUCAUUCUGUCAAAAUUUCUUCUGGGUUUAUGCAUCUUUCAAUUUUGAAAGUGAUCCCACGUUGCUUCCCUUCUUCGACGACCUGGGUCUUCUCCUGUUUCAGAAAACAAUGUCAAAGUCUCUGUUUUCUUGUUGAAGAAAAAACAGAGACCUGUAUAAAACUGAUCUUACAAUAUUUUCCUGCAAUCAUAGUUGAACAAAAAAAAAAAGUCUGUUUAAUACUAGAAAUUUCUCACGGGGUUGGUAGAAUGGGUUGGUAGGUUUGGAAAUUCAUAACCCAUCUAGAAAAGAAUGCAUUUAAAGUUGGUUUUGACUUCUACGGAUGUUUAUCCAUUUCCAUUUAUACCGGAACGUUUUGAUUAGUUUGCAUUAUUCUCAUUUCCUCUGUUGUUUUCAGUUGAAUUUCUGCAAUGUCGGAGCGAGCUAUUACCCGUGUUCAGAGCCUCCGUGAGCGGCUGGAUGAGACUCUCAAUGCUCACAGGAAUGAGGUUCUGGCGCUGCUCACCAGGAUUGAGGCUAAGGGCAAAGGAAUCCUUCAGCAGCCUCAACUUGUUCUGGAAUUCGAAGCCGUCCCUGAAGGACCCAGGAAGAAGCUUGAGCAGUCAGGAUUUGGUGAAGUUUUGAAGGCUAGCCAGGAAGCGAUUGUGUUGCCUCCAUGGGUGGCACUUGCCGUCCGUCCGAGGCCUGGUGUGUGGGAGUAUAUCAGAGUGAAUAUCCACGCUCUGGUCGUGGAGGAGCUCCGCGAGGCGGAGUACCUCCACUUCAAGGAAGAGCUUGUCGACGGAACCGUGAACGGCAACUUCGUGCUUGAGUUGGAUUUUGAGCCCUUCAACGCAACCUUCCCUAGGCCAUCUCUUGAGAAGUACAUCGGUAAUGGUGUUGAGUUCCUCAACCGUCACCUCUCGGCCAAGCUCUUCCAUGACAAAGAGAGUCUCCACCCUCUUCUUGAAUUCCUCAGAGUCCAUUGCCACAAGGGCAAGAACAUGAUGCUGAAUGACAAAAUUCAGAGUCUGAACUCUCUCCAAUAUGUCCUGAGGAAGGCUGAGGACUAUCUUACCUCACUUCCUUCAGAAACUCCAUACUCCAAGUUUGAACACAAGUUCCAGGAAAUUGGUUUGGAAAGAGGCUGGGGUGAUACCGCGGGGCGUGUGCUAGAGAUGAUCCAGCUCCUUCUGGACCUUCUUGAGGCCCCUGAUUCCGGCACUCUCGAGAAAUUCCUUGGAAGGAUCCCUAUGGUGUUUAAUGUUGUGAUCCUCACCCCUCAUGGUUACUUUGCCCAAGACAAUGUCUUGGGGUACCCUGACACUGGUGGUCAGGUUGUUUAUAUCUUGGAUCAAGUUCGUGCAUUGGAGGAAGAGAUGCUUCUCCGAAUCAAGCAGCAAGGACUCAACAUUACUCCACGUAUUCUCAUCAUUACCCGUCUCCUCCCCGAUGCUGUGGGAACAACUUGCGGUGAAAGACUAGAGAAAGUAUAUGGAACUGAGUAUUCAGAUAUCCUCCGAGUCCCCUUCAGAACUGAGAAGGGAAUUGUACGCAGAUGGAUCUCAAGAUUUGAAGUCUGGCCUUACCUGGAAACUUACACUGAGGACGUUGCCACUGAAAUUGCCAAGGAGUUACAGGGCAAGCCAGAUCUGAUUGUUGGAAACUACAGUGAUGGGAACAUUGUUGCCUCCUUGCUUGCACAUAAGUUGGGGGUUACACAGUGUACGAUUGCUCAUGCACUUGAGAAGACUAAGUAUCCUGAUUCAGACAUCUACUGGAAAAAACUGGAUGAGAAGUACCACUUCUCCUGCCAGUUCACAGCUGAUCUAUUUGCUAUGAACCAUACCGAUUUCAUCAUCACCAGUACCUUCCAAGAGAUUGCUGGAAGCAAGGACACUGUUGGUCAAUAUGAGAGCCACACUGCUUUCACCAUGCCUGGUCUGUACCGCGUUGUUCAUGGGAUUGAUGUGUUUGAUCCCAAAUUCAACAUUGUCUCCCCCGGUGCUGAUAUGAGCAUCUACUUCCUUUACACUGACGAGAAACGUCGGUUGAAGAAAUUCCAUCGCGAGAUCGAAGAGCUCUUAUAUAGCUCUGUUGAAAAUGAAGAACACUUAUGUGUGUUGAAGGACCGGAAAAAACCAAUUCUCUUUACCAUGGCACGGCUUGACCGAGUUAAGAACUUGACUGGACUUGUGGAAUGGUAUGGAAAGAAUGCCAAGCUCCGUGAAUUGGUCAACCUUGUUGUGGUUGGUGGAGACAGGAGAAAGGAGUCUAAGGAUUUGGAAGAGAAGGCUGAGAUGAAGAAGAUGUUUGAACUCAUUGAAAAAUACAAGCUGAACGGGCAGUUCAGAUGGAUUUCAUCCCAAAUGAACCGUGUCAGGAACGGUGAACUCUACCGCUACAUUUGUGACACCAGGGGAGCAUUUGUGCAGCCUGCGUUGUACGAGGCCUUUGGACUGACUGUUGUUGAGGCCAUGACCUGUGGAUUGCCUACAUUCGCCACUUGCAAGGGUGGCCCUGCUGAGAUCAUUGUCCAUGGUAAAUCUGGCUACCACAUUGAUCCUUACCAUGGGGAUCAAGCUGCUGAGAUCCUUGUUGACUUCUUCGAGAAGUGCAAGAAGGAUCCAACCUUCUGGGACAAGAUCUCAGAGGGUGGAUUGAAACGUAUUGAGGAGAAGUACACAUGGAAGAUUUACUCCGAGAGGCUGUUGACCCUCACAGGAGUCUAUGGCUUCUGGAAGCACGUCUCCAACCUUGACCGCCGUGAGAGCCGCCGCUACCUUGAAAUGUUCUAUGCUCUCAAAUACCGCAAACUGGCGGAAUCUGUUCCUUUGGCCGUUGAGGAUUGAGGAAAACCUCUGCAGAGAAUUUGAUUAUCUCCUUGUGAUUUUCUCAUUUCACAAAAAUAAAUAUUGUCGUCUUUGGAUUUUGAUUGGAUAAGAGGAGGGGGGUUUUGUCUUUUGUUUCUCUUUUCAGGCAUUGUUUGAAUCGGAAUUUGGGUGGGGUUUUCAUCCUUCAAUUUCAGUAAAAAUUGCUCUGUUUUGUUCUGCUCAAUCUUUCUUUUUCUCUCUGUUUCUAUGUUUGCAAAAGUGUUAGGUGGCAUGAGCCAUCCAAUUUUCAACUGAAAGUAAAGCUAGUGGAUGCACUAAAGAAAUUGAAGUGGAGUUGGUGAAUUGUAUAAAAAGAUCCAACAAUCCAACAAAAGAUAUGCUUCAAGCUGUCUUCUUUUAUAUUUGCAUGAAAUAAUAGUUUUUGAUUAUC